CCCUUUCGUCUCUCCUCCCACCCUGGUCGGACAGACGUUAACAGCGCCGCGGAGCAACCACUCGGCAACAGCAGGCAAGACAGCCAAUAGUGGUCGUCAGCCAUGUUGGUGGUGUGUCUGACUGACUCAACGAGCUGUCAGCAACAGGUCCUUCCGAGAAGGAGCAGCUAAACUAGUAGAAACUGCCAACACUUCUGACUCACUCUCGCUUUUCGUCGGACACUAAACGUCGUCGGCGAGGAAGUCUUCUCGUGGAGGAGGAUAUUAACUUAGAACAUUUGGAUAAUUCUGAAAUAGCUCUUCGACCCCGAGUGAGUCAGUGAGUGAGAGAGAGAUAGAGAGAGACAGCCACCGAAGAUGGCUGCAAGUCGUAGCUGAGGACACUAUCGGGAGUUACCCGCCACCAGCAAAUAUGAAUGGUGGUGCAAAUGUGUGGGCUGUCACUCCAGAAGAGAGGGUCAAACAUGACCAGACGUUUGACACCCUCGGCCCGUCAAUGGGUUAUGUUUCAGGGGAGCAGGCAAGGAAGUUUUUCCUUCAGUCAGGGCUGCCCGCUUCAGUUCUGGCUCAGAUAUGGGCUCUGGCUGACAUGAACAAAGAUGGGAAGAUGGACAGGUUGGAGUUUUCCAUUGCGAUGAAGCUCGUAAAGCUCCAACUCCAGGGAAGGCCGCUUCCAUCUGUAUUGCCAGUCAUCAUGAAGCAGCCUCCUGUGCCUGUUGCCAGUCUUACUUAUGGGAUGAUGCCUCACAUGUCCCUGAUGUCUGGGACCGACCUUUCGAUGUUCACGCCUAUAUCCAUGGCAACCUCAGGACACGCCUCUUUGCCACCAAUGACGGGCCCCAACCUGGGACUUCUCCAGCCAAUGGCAGCUGGCACCUUGGCCACCGGUCUUCCGCCAUCUACAUCCUCCUAUGGUUCUCCACUUGCAUCCAGUGCCACUUUUCCAUCGUCCUCAAUGACUUCCCAAAUGGCAGCAGGCCUUGGGAAUUGGGCGGUUCCACAUGCCUCCAGACUCAAAUACAGGCAGCAGUUCAACAUUUUGGACAAGCACAUGACUGGAUACCUCACGGGUCAGCAGGUAAGAGGUGCCAUGACCAACACGAUGCUCAGUCAGACUCAGCUGGCCUCCAUCUGGAAUUUGGCUGAUGUGGACAAGGAUGGCAAGCUCUCGGCCGAGGAGUUCAUCCUGGCCAUGCAUCUGGUGGAUGCAGCCAAGAGUGGACAACCGCUGCCGCGAACCCUGCCAACUGACCUCGUGCCACCCACACAUGGGGGUACUGUGAAUGGAUCCAGUGCGUCUCACUAUGCAGCUCUCAAUGAUCAUUUUGAUAUUGAACCCCCGCAGAAAGCAAGAAGCAACAUAUCAUUUGAAGACAAAUACAAAGCCAACAUGGAGCGCGGUAAUGCAGAGCUUGAGAAGAGACGACUGGCACUGCUAGAAGCGGAAAAGAAGGAGCAGGAGAGGCAAGCUCAAAAAGCACGGGAGGAGCAAGAGUGGAGGGAGAAGGAAGCUCGCGAAGCGGAGGAGAGGAGGCGCAAAGAGGAAGAGAGGCGGCUAGAGCGCCAAAGAGAGUUGGAGAGGCAACGAGAAGAAGAGCGUCAGAGAGAAAUCGAGAGAAAAGAGGCUGCACAGCGUGAACUUGAGAGACAAAGGAAGGAGGAAUGGGAAAGGAGGAAAAGAGGAGAACUCCAAAUAAAGAGGCAGCGGGAGCAGGAUGACCUCAUACAGCUCAAAGCUAAGAAGAGGAGUCUGGAGAUGGAGUUGGAGGCUGUGGGUAACAAACAGCGUCAUAUUUCUGACCGUUUGCGUGACAUCCAAAACAAGAAGAGGCUUCCCAAGACUGAGCUGGACCUGAUUAAUCAGAGGAAAGAUGCACGCCAGCAGGACAUCAAAAACCUUCAGAAACAGAUUGAGGAGUUCCAGAGGAGGUUGUACCAAUUGACUCCAGAACAGAAGAGGCUGACGGAGACUCUCCAAAGCAUGGCUGUGACUAACCUGUCUGUGUCCACAGUCUCCAACCUGAAGCUCAGUGUUACGCAGAAGCGGGGGACAUGUACCAAACUGAAAGAUCAGCUGGAGGCCCUUGCGAAAGAAACUGCUGCCAAACUGGAAGAGCUGGACCGGUAUAACAAAAGCAUCCAGGAACUGAGGGAGAGCCAGCAAAAACAGCAGGCAGCACUUGAGAACCUGCGAAGCGUCAAAGAGGACAAAAGGCAAGAGCUGAUUCGGAGGAAGCAGGAGCAUGAGGAGAUGAGGAAACGGGAAGAAGAGAGGAGGAGGCAGGAGGGGGAAGCGCAAAGGCUUGUCAAGCUAGAAAAGGAACGUCAGUGGAAGGAGAAAUUGAGGAGGGAUGAGGAGGAGCAUCAGAGGAGGCUUCAGGAGGCACAAGAGGCCAAACAAAGGGAGGAGGAAGAGAAAGAAAGGCAGGCUCUUAUCCAGGCAGCGAAGUUGGAGGCCGAAAGAGAGCUCAGGGCAAAGGAAGAGGCAGAACGGAACCUCAGAGAGGAAGAGGAGAGGAGGAAAAGGGAGGAGGAGGAACGAAAGAGGCAAGCAGAGAGAAGGAGGCAGGAGGAAGAGAGGAAAAAGCUGGAGGAGGAGAGGAGGCAGUUGGAGGCUGAGAGGAGGAAGCUCGAGGAGGAUAAAAGGAUGGAGGAAAGGAGGAGGAAAGAAGAGGAGGAGCGACUGAAGCGGGAGGAAGAGAGGAGGAGGCUGGAGGAAGAGUGUCAAAGGAAGCGGGAGCAGGAGGCAGGGGAGAGGAGGAGGCUCGAAGAAGAGCGCAGACUGGAGAUGGAGCAGGUGGAAGAGGAGCGGCGGAGACAGAGGGCAGCCCAGGCAGCCCUCCGAGACUCUGAGGACAGGAGGAGGUUGGAGGAGGAGGAGAGAAAGAGGGAAGAGGAGAGGAGAAAGAGGGAGGAAGAGAGGCGGAAGCUUCAGCAGCAAGGAGAGGAGGAUAAAUGGAGACGUGAGGAGGAAAGAAAAAGAGCAGAGGAGGAUAGAAAGAGAAAGGUGGAAGAAGAAGAGAAGAAGAGAAAGGAGCAUCAGUCAAGUGGAGGAGGCAAGAUUGACAUUCAAGAUAAACUGAACGCUCUGCUUAGAGGACUGGAAGAGAGGAAAGGCCGGCAACCCAGGGCCACGCAACCCAGGAAGUCUGUCUCUCUCACGCCCUUCAAGGCACUUUAUCCGUUCACUGCACGAAACCACGAAGAGCUCACCUUUAACGCAGGUGAAAUCAUCGAGGUGGAUUUGACAGUGGAGCCAGAGGAGGGUUGGUUGUAUGGGAGCAGGCAGGGUCAAAUGGGUUGGUUCCCGGAGAGCUACGUGGAGAGAGUGGGUCCGUUGGAUUCAACGGCUCCUGCACCUCCUCCAAAAUUGCCCAUCCAGUCGCAACUCUCCAAUGCCCUUGAUGCGGCAAAGGUAGCAGGGACUAAAUCUGCCUUCACCCCAACACACUCUCCAAAUCCCGCCCACUCUGACACACCAGGCCAGCAGGUGGUAGGGAACCUGCUUGCCCAGGCCCUGUGCUCCUGGACUGCAAAAACAGACAACCAUCUGAACUUCAAUAAGGACGAUGUAAUUCAGGUGCUGGAACAGCAGGAGAACUGGUGGUUGGGAGACCUGAAUGGAGAACAAGGCUGGUUCCCCAUGUCCUACGUCACACUUCUGGGUGAAGAGGACAGUUCAGACAUGAAGCGUUCCACAUCCAAUGCUGUAGAGACAAGCGACAACCAGCAAUUUGAAGAGUAUACGGCGUUAUACACCUAUGAGUCAUCAGAGCCUUCAGAUCUGACUUUCAGAGAGGGAGAUGUAAUCUUGGUAACCAAGAAAGAUAGAGAGUGGUGGAACGGCACCAUUGGUGACUGCUCAGGUGCCUUUCCCGGCACCUAUGUCAAACCUAAGGAGGCAGAUAUGGGCACAUCUGCGAAGAAGCCAGAGAUUGGCAAGGUGACCAGAGCCCAUUUCUCCUCUGUACCCGGGCAUCUGAACUUGGAGAAUGGCCAACUCGUCGUCAUCCUCUGCAGAAACGUCUCUGGUUGGUGGCUUGGUGAGCUGCAGGCCCGUGGUAAAAAGCGUCAGAAGGGCUGGUUUCCAUCCUCAUAUGUCCAGAUAUUGGGGUCUAAUAGUGGCAAAUCCACACCAGCAGUCCAGUCAGGAGUGUGCCAGGUGAUCGCUAUAUACGACUACACAGCCGCUAACAAGGACGAGCUGAGCUUUUCAGCGAACCAGCUAAUCAACGUCUUCAACAAGAAUGACCCCGACUGGUGGAAGGGUGAGGUCAAUGGGGUCACUGGCUUGUUCCCCACCAAUUACGUUAAGAUGACCACAGGAGACGGUGACCCCAGUCACCAGUGGUGUGCAGAUCUGACCAGCUUGGACUCACUGAGCCCGCUGGAGAAGAAGAGGCAAGGCUACAUUCAUGAACUGCUACAGACUGAGGAGCGAUAUUUGGAAGACCUGCAGACAGUGCUCGAGGUUUUCCAUAAGCCCAUGUCGGAAUCUGGACGACUGAAUGAUGCAGAGAUGAACUUGAUCUUUGCCAACUGGAGAGAACUGAUUGACUGCAAUGCUAAACUCUUCAGGGCGUUGUCAGCUCGAAAGAAGAGUGGUGGGGAGAACAUGCCAGUGCAGAUGGUGGGAGACAUUCUGGCCGCCGAGCUGUCCCACAUGCAGCCGUACAUCCACUUCUGUUCGUGUCAGAUUAAAGGAGCCGCACUGCUGCAGACUCGCACCGACAACGAGCCCGACUUCAAGGUGUUCCUCAAGAAAAUCGGCACAGACUACAGAUGUAAAGGGAUGCCGCUUUCAAGCUUCCUGCUCAAACCUAUGCAGAGGAUAACACGCUACCCGCUGCACAUCAAAAGUAUUCUGGAAGGCACUGCAGAGGGCCACGCUGACAGAGGUCCUCUGAAAGAAGCUCUAGAGAGGGCGGAGGAGCUCUGUCAACAGGUCAAUGAAGGAGUGAGAGAUAAGGAGAACUCAGACAGGCUGGAGUGGAUUCAGAACCAUGUCCAGUGUGAUGGCGCAGCUGAGAAUAUAGUUUUUAACUCGAUUACCAACUGUUUGGGCCCGAGAAAAUUACUCCACAGUGGCAAGAUUUUCAAAGCAAAGAGCAACAAGGAACUUUGGGCCUUCCUCUUCAAUGACUUCCUGCUCUUGACUCACUCGGGGAAGCAGUUCACCUCAUCUGGGAUUGAUAAACUGUUCAGCACCAAGAACAAUGCGCAGCUCAAAAUGUACAAGCUGCCCGUUCUGCUCAAUGAAGUUCUGGUGAAGCUGCCGGAUCCUUCCAGUGACGAUCCAGUCUUCCAUAUCUCACACAUUGACACAGUUUACAUACUGAGGACGGAAAACAUCAAUGAACGGACAGCAUGGGUUCAGAAGAUCAAGGCUGCGUCUGAAGAAUAUCUCGAGAUGGAAAAGAAAAAGCGGGACAAGGCCUACCACUUUCGAUCCAUCAAGGGAACUGGAAUCGGCCGACUCCUUGUCACAAUCUUGGAGGCAUCAGAGUUGAAAGCAGUCAGGUCCAACGGUAAAAUGAAUCCGUACUGCGAGGUGACCGUGGGAGCUCAAAUUUUCACAUCUCGAACGCUCAAUGAUACGGUGUACCCCAAGUGGAACUUCAACUGUCAGUUCCAAAUCAAGGAUGUCUACCAAGAUGUCCUCAGCAUCACCAUCUGUGAGAGGGACCUGUUUGCUCCCGAUGAGUUCCUGGGACGAACAGAGGUUCCCGUGGCGACCAUAAAGAAAGAGUUGGAGAACAAGGGUGCCGUAACGAGACGUCUUCUGCUGCACGAGGUGCCCACGGGGGAAGUGUGGGUCCGCCUCGACUUGCAGCUCUUUAACAGCAAAUAGCUAAACUAAGGGCUGGCUGCAUUUGACACAGGAUAAUUCCCACCACUCAGUGUGCCUUAAUAUUGUGAUAAGGGAAGGCAGAAAGUCUUGUCUGACAUCAGCGCAAUCCUCUACAAAGGCUUAGAGUAUUUUCCUUGGAUGAAAAAGGGAAUUUUAAUGAAUACUCAAGGAAUUAAAAGGAUGGAGCAACCAAUGAAAGCCUGUGUAGAUGCUACUGCACUACAACUAUUAUCAUCUGGUUAUUUAGGGCAAAGUGCACUAAACAAGUUGUAGUAGACUAGAGGUCCCUUUGUGCGUCUAAAGAAUCCAGUCUGAAUGAUGACUUUGCUGACAUGCUGUCUCUUCACCAUUUUGACAUGAAAACAUUGUCACAGUAGCGCUGGCUUGGACACAGUUUACUGCUGUGGAGCGAUCUCAGGAUAUGUCGUUCUGGGUCAAGUCACUGUUCUGGCACGAGGCGCUGUCUGUGUGUCUGCUCUUGUGUUCAUAUCUUCGUGUGGCGUAAUCCUCCCACCUAGUGAUUGUGUGGACACAUCAGAAAAAUGCUAGGAUGAGCUCCUUUCAAGCCAUUAGACUUUGUAUGUGUGCAACAUUAUUUCACAAGCAGUUUGUAUGUAACAAAAUGACUAUUUUGUUGAUAACACAACAAGGAGGACACUCUGCUCGUCACUGUAUAAUGUUGACCGUUUUGUUUUCAUGUGGUUAAUGAGUGGUAAAAUCACAGCAUUUCUUAGGGCGUUUCUUCUAGUUACAGUAUGUUCAAUUAGUCACACAUCCUACACACAGCCUUGGAAAAGUGUGUCUGUGUGUGUAACCAUUCGAAGCUCUUUAAUUUCUUUGGAAUACUUGGAAAGCAAGUUGGUUUGUUUGGUCGUUCCUCUUUUAAUUUCAUUUUUAAUUUUGACAGUGUGUCUGGCAAUUGCAUUAGCUUUUUUUGCUCUCACGAACUUCCUUGCAAACAUUUUUUUAGAUUCAAGAUGAAACUAAUGCAGCAGCUGUGCAAUAAUAAUUAUAAUAUAAUAAUUAUUUAGUUUUCUGUUACAAUUUAAUCCUGUUAUUGUUGUUUUUUUUGUUAACUGCUUGUUUUGUGCUCGCUGCAUCACUUUUAUCAGACAAAUGCGUCGUAUGACUUUUUCUGUUCUUCCAUCCCACCACAGAUUUGAAUGUCUCCCCACACUCCGCGAUGGUUAAUGCUCUAACAGUAAGCACCUGCCGGUGUUCUGGGUAUUAAUUACAACCUGUAUUUAUUUCUUAAUUUAUGUGUGAGACUAUCCAAAGUUCUGAUGCAGCCCUUGUCUGUGUCAUGUUGCAUUAUUUUCUGUUCACACUGGGAUUGUUUUUAGGGUGGGUUAAACAUGUUGUUCCUGCGUUUUCUGUAACUGUUGAGAGUUCUAUGAUAAUCCUGCUCACUUGCUGUCGCGCCACUCUCUUCUUAGGUCAACCAGGUUGUUUUUAUUUCUUUUAAUCAGUGAUGUCCAGUUUUUGGUGUGUGCAGAGACUUGACUGCCCAGCUGCUCUGAAUAGAUUUGUGAAAUGUUUUUUUUUUGUUGUUGUUUUUAAAAUUUUUUAACAUUUUGCAACCUCAUCUUCUGUGCCCACCGAGUCUGUCUGUUUACCUGCUGUUUGUACUCACCUGGGCCUGAAUGAGGCACUCAAUCAGGGGUUCUCAAAUCAAAUAAAAGACAAAAGUGGCAA
Molecule: messenger RNA, 7546 nt
Organism: Phyllopteryx taeniolatus (common seadragon)
Lineage: Eukaryota; Metazoa; Chordata; Actinopteri; Syngnathiformes; Syngnathidae
Gene: itsn2b
Product: intersectin 2b
Exons: 40
Coding region: 413-5851 (1812 amino acids)
Biological process (GO): positive regulation of Rho protein signal transduction
Molecular function (GO): calcium ion binding; guanyl-nucleotide exchange factor activity; protein binding
Source: RefSeq, a predicted model, not a curated record